AUCACAAGUGCCGUUCCCGUCAUUCCAGACGAGCUUGUCGUAGAAAUCGGACAUCCCGUCGUUAUCGGCCGUAUGGCUAAGCCACUGGACGCAUCUAAGACUGGGCCCCAUUUGACACAACCUGGUAGUGUUCAAUUCUACACUCUGCCCCUGAAAGAGCUCGAAGUUUCUCGCUUGCACAGCGUUGUCGAGCGUGUCCCAGGUGGCGUCAGGCUGAAAGCUAUUGGCAAGAAUGGCCUGCGCGUUGGACAUCACUUCGUUGCCGAGGGUCAAGAGAUGAUCCUCCCUGAACAGAAGGGUCUUGUCAACCUCGAUCUUUGGGUCAGGUCCAUCAAGCUUCAGUGUGCCUUACCGCACGCCGCUGCACCUCGUCUUAUGGAAGUGAAGAGAGAAGAACCACCGCAUGUCAAGGAAUUAGAGGAUCUGAAGGAAUACACUACUCCACAUACGGCAACUUCGGCUGUAUUUUCUGAAGCAACGAUUCCUAUCACCCCGUCCGAAGAUCGCCAUAUGACCACCUCACUCCCGCCAUCUUCACCUGCAUCUUCUCCGUUAUCUUCUUUGUCCAGCGAUGACGAGAUGUCACCUCCGCGUGGAGUGAAACGCAAGGCUGGGUCAUUACCGCCGUCAUCACCUGUCAAGAGGAUCGCAAUGAGUGAGCAGUCGGGAGAUGAAGACAUGGACGCUGACGGUGAAGAAAAUGAAGACGAUGAACAAGACCAAGACCAAGAAGACCACCAGGAUAAUGGAGAGGAAGUGCCUAGAAAAGACAACGAAGACGAAGACGACGAUCUCCUGGGUUUGCUCGUGCAGCAGAGCGCGCGAGCGCCUCCGUCUACAUCAGUAUAUACUGAAGAACCUGCUCCCAAAUUGCAGAAUCAGAACGGAUCGCAUCACUCUGCGUCUCCGCAAUUGCCCCUACCCAAGCCCCGGCGCACUGCUGAGGAGGAAAUCCAGUUUCGCAUCGCGGUUCUUCCUCACCUCGUUACGGCGCUUGCUCUGUCCGUUACAACUACCACGCCAUUAUCACACAUCCUACCAGAAGUUCUGGAACAGUCGUCUCUUGCGUCGUAUGAUCACGAAGACAUCACAGAAAUGUGCCGCACUUUGCUGGAAGACGGCGUCAAAGGAAUGUUUGGAAAGGUUGUUAGACGCGGAAAGGACGCGUCAGGCAGACCUCUCGAAAAUGUCUAUUUCUACAACGCUGAUAAAGACCCUGACCGCGAACGUGGCAGAAAUCUGGGAAAUCUAGGUGGACGACGAGUAAGACAUGCCCAGAUGACGGACAAGCAGUACUACUGGCGCCCUGUGGGACGCAAGCGGACCUGAGGGAUUGUUGUAUUUCGCCGAAUGCUCUCAUCUCUUCGAAUGUUUAUCUUGGGAUCGUUGUUGUGCCAAGUAUUGGGUUAAUUUGGG
Molecule: messenger RNA, 1416 nt
Organism: Dacryopinax primogenitus
Lineage: Eukaryota; Fungi; Basidiomycota; Dacrymycetes; Dacrymycetales; Dacrymycetaceae
Exons: 2
Coding region: 580-1329 (249 amino acids)
Source: RefSeq, a predicted model, not a curated record